GCAAACUCAAAAAAUGAUGAAUGGAUACCACUGAAGUGUCUAAUUAUCCGUACACAAUGUUCAAGCCCCAAGUUCUGGGACAUUUGUGCAUAUGGCGGAGGCGCACUAAUGGAAGGCCGAGGUGAAAUUGAAGGAGGCGAUUUGGACCUAGGUCUCUGCACAUCGUAGGCGGGUUUUCUCCCUGUUCAAUUGUCCGUCUGUAAACGACAUUGCGCGGUUCUGAUAAAAAUCAGUUCCAUUCUUCGACGUGUCUUCAAGCGCGCUCCCGUCAAGCAGUUAGUCGCCUGCACCUGUGUGAGAGGACGAGGAGACACCUUUCAUUUCACCAUUGACAGUUUCCCCCUCAUUAAAUAAUUGUUUACUGAAAUAACCAUACACAUACCAAUUACCCAGUUGAUACACUUUUACUCGAAUAACAACUGUUUUCCUUGCCCUGUCACAACAACAUAGCAGCUAGCUAGUUACUGUAGCAUAGGACGAUCUGAGGAAACCUUUCAGAUUUCUUCAAGUCUUGAUUUCCACGUCUGACUCUGACACCACACUACUAUCUGUUCUAAGCAAAGGUCAGGAACACUCCCUCAGAAAACAUUUCACUAGUGACCAUUCAUGAACAAAUCAGCAGCAUGAUGAAACACACACACAGCUGGUGCCAGACACCCCCCUCAGUCACUGUGAGAAUCAAACCCAACACAGCACACACCCUCCAGAUCAAGAGAGGCCUGAGGCUGAAGAGACCCAACCUGCAAGUGGCCCAGGGGCCUCCGGGCAAGAGUCAACCCAGCCAAAGUCAUGUCGAGGCCGCAAAGGGCAAAAUCAUAUGGGGCCCGACACUUGUCAUUCAACGAGAAGAGAUGGCAGCCUUCUUCAGACUUUUUGAUGACGAUUUGAUACAAGACUUUCUGUGGAUGGACUGCUGUUGCAAAGUCACAGACAAGUACCUUCUAGCCAUGGCGUUUGUCUACUUCAAGAGGGCACGCUUCACUAUUGGCGAGCACAACAGAACAAACUUUUUCAUUGCACUAUACCUAGCCAACACCAUGGAGGAGGACGAGGAGGAGAGCAAGUACGAGAUCUUCCCAUGGGCGCUUGGCAAGACCUGGAGGAAGCACUUCCCUCGCUUUCUCAAGCAGCGGGACAAGCUGUGGGCUCGCAUCGAGUACCGGGCUGCCGUCAGCCGCCGCUGCUGCGAGGAGGUGAUGGCCAUCGUGCCUACCCACUUUAUCUGGCAGCGGGAGCGUGCCGAGCACCACAGCGGCGCUCAGCGUUUCUACAUUGGUGACCGGGAGAAGGUCCACAUGCCCCGUGGGCCCUCCGCCUCCCCCGCCCCCUGUGCCCUCUGCGCCAAGAGCUCCGGCCUGGGCCUCUCUUCCUCCUCGGCCUCUGGAUCCUCAACCUCCCUUACCCCCUCCUCGUCCUCCCCACUACCUUUUGCCCUGGCCCUCUCCCUGGAGACUACGCCACCCAGGUCCCAGGUUUCAUCCUCCCGCAGACCGGGCCAAAGAAAGACUAAGGCCCAGCGCCCCUGCUGCUGCACAGAGGAGGCCCCAAGGAACGAGUCUUAUUGUGGAGCAGGACACGACCCGUCUAUGGACUGGAUCAACGAGGAGUAGAAUAGUACUACAAAAACCAUCUCAGGACUACAUUUCCCAACCCUGGUCCUGUGAAACAUAUAUUUCAUAACAUAUUUAGA
Oncorhynchus gorbuscha (pink salmon) is the source of this 1690-nucleotide messenger RNA. It is a transcript of the gene spdya, whose product is annotated as speedy/RINGO cell cycle regulator family member A. Gene Ontology annotation, molecular function: protein kinase binding. The transcript has 7 exons. The coding region runs from base 624 to 1610 and encodes 328 amino acids. Lineage: Eukaryota; Metazoa; Chordata; Actinopteri; Salmoniformes; Salmonidae. The record is from RefSeq and is a predicted model, not a curated record. Gene Ontology annotation, biological process: positive regulation of cyclin-dependent protein serine/threonine kinase activity.